UGUUGCCUGUAUGUUAUGCGUCUGCAUUAGAACUCGGUUUAUCAGAUAAACGGCGAGGCUGCAGCGUGCGCGAGCUCGCGCGUGUUUGAUGAGAGCGCCUCAGCGCGCGGCGGAUGUGUUUCUGUGUGGAAGCGGACGCUGCGUGUGUCCAUGUGGAUCGAGGCUAAGCGCUGGGAAUGUGAUAAAACGAUCAAGAGCUGAAGCUGUGUGUUUAAACGACAUCGAUGGACGAUCGUGACUCGACGUCCCACACCAAAGGUGUGUCAUCAGCCUCCAGCGGCAGACGGGAGGAUCGUGGGACGUGAUCGACGGGCUGAACCUAUGGCAGAGCAGCAGCGAGACACAGCUCUCUUUGAAGCCCCGCCUUUCCAAAACUCCCAGUCUGCUCUGAUUGGUCAGCUGGCUCAGACUGUUGUGAUUAAUCAGCUGCUCCAGAGGCUUCAUGAGCAGCUGGAAGCAGUAUCAUAUCUAUGAUGUCUUACAUCAUUGCAAGAAGUUGGAACAAGUAUUACGCCCCCUGCUGUUGCCCGUCAGUCCCUUAGUGUGAAUCCACCAUGGACCCCGUGCUCUGUCAGAUGCUGGUCCUGGGAAUGGCUGUAAUGAUGGCCCGUGCGUGCCCCAAGUACUGCACAUGCCAGAACCUCUCGGAGUCACUGGGGACCCUGUGCCCAGCCAAAGGUCUGCUCUUCGUGCCACCUGACAUAGAUCGCAGCACUGUGGAGCUCCGGUUGGGGGGAAACUACAUCCUUCGAAUCACACAACAGGACUUUGCCAACAUGACAGACUUGGUGGACCUUACGCUCUCCCGCAACACAAUAAGCUACAUCCAGCCCUUUUCCUUCGGGGACAUGGAGACCCUCCGUUCUCUUCAUAUGGAUAACAACCGUCUGGUGGAGUUGGGCCCCGAUGACCUGCGAGGGCUGGUCAGCCUGCAACAUCUCAUCCUCAAUAACAACCAGCUGGGUCGCAUCUCCGAUAAGGCGUUUGAAGACCUGGCGGCAUCGCUUGAGGAUCUGGACUUGUCCUACAACAACCUUCAGGCUCUGCCCUGGCAUUCAGUUCGACAGAUGAUCAACCUGCACCAGCUGAGUCUGGACCACAAUUUGCUGGACUACAUCCCCGAGGGGACCUUUGUAGAUCUGGAGAGGCUGGCCCGCUUGGACCUGACUUCCAAUCGGCUCCAGAAGCUUCCGCCGGAUCCCAUCUUUGCCCGAGCACAGGAUUCUGAGGCAACGACCACGCCAUUCGCCCCUCAGCUCUCACUCAGCAUAGGAGGAAACCCGCUUCACUGCAACUGCGAGUUGCUUUGGUUCCGGCGCCUGGAGCGAGACGAUGACCUGGAGACUUGUGCCUCACCUCCCGGCCUGAAGGGCCGCUACUUCUGGAACAUUCGGGAGGACGAGUUUUUGUGUGAGCAGCCUCUGAUUACUCAGCACACCCACCGCAUGCUAGUUCUGGAGGGGCAGACCGCCAGUCUACGGUGCGAAGCCAUCGGCGAUCCCGCCCCAACCAUACACUGGGUGACCCCUGACGAUCAACUGCUCGGGAACUCCUCUCGCACUGUGGUGUACCGCAACGGGACCCUGGAGAUCCUGAUCACCACUUCCAAGGACUACGGGACCUUCACUUGCAUCGCAGCCAACCUGGCUGGUGAAUCAACUGCUUCAGUGGAGCUGUCAAUUAUCCAGCUGCCCCACAUAAGCAACGGCACAGGCCAGGCAUCGCAACCCAAGUCCCGCCUGUCAGACAUUACUGGUAGCUCAAGGACCGGUAAAAGCACUCCCAAAGGCCAGCCAGAGAAAGCGGUGUCUGUGUCUGAGGUGACCGCCGUGUCUGCCUUGGUCAGUUGGUCCGUUAGCAAGACCGCUCCUAAAGUCAAAAUGUACCAACUACAGUACAACUGCUCAGAUGAUGAAGUGCUCAUCUACAGGAUGAUUCCUCCCUCCAGUAAGGCCUUCCACGUCACCAACCUGGUAUCGGGGACUCUCUAUGACCUGUGUGUGCUGGCCGCCUGGGACGACUCGGCCACCACGCUCACUGCCACUAACGUGGUGGGCUGCGUGCAGUUCUACACCCGGGACGAGUACCCGCAGUGUCAGUCUCUGCACGGACAGCUGCUGGGCGGCACCAUGAUCCUGGUGGUGGGCGGUGUGAUCGUAGCCACGCUGCUGGUGUUCAUCGUCAUCCUGAUGGUGCGCUACAAGGCAGGGGAUGGCGGAGGAACCCCCGCUAGCAAGCUGAGCAACGUCAGUGAGACGUACUCUCAGACCAACGGAGGGAGGCCGGGGCAGAACGGACUGCCUCUGCUGGUGCCCAAGCCCAAAGUCAGCAUGCAGGACGAAGAGGUCGAAUUCAAGUGCGGUUCACUCCAGAGCAGCAUGUCCUCUUCCUCUUCCUCUUCCUCUGCCUCCUUGGGUUCAGCAGAUCCCACGUCCUACAGCCCCAACAGUGCCCUCGCCAGCAUCUGGAGGUCCGCGCCUCCCAAGCCCCGCACCAACUUAGACCAGCUUCUAGGGGCCUUCACGUCGCUGGAGCUCCGGGGCCAGGCCAAGGAGCCACAAACGUCUGGGGGCCCGGCGAGCGCGGCUGCUGCUUCGGCCCCAGCGGGCUUGACUGACAAGGAGCCUCUGUUGGGCCGGACGCUGGACUCACGGCUUAGCAAGCUGCUCAUGCUGCCUCUGGACUCCAAACCCAAGAGGAGCCAUUCGUUCGACAUGGGCGACUUCACGGUGUCCACGGCGCAGCAGCUGUGCUCGUACCCGCGCCGAAUCAGCAGCAUCUGGACCAAACGCAGCCUGUCGGUGAAUGGCAUGCUGCUGCAGUGCGAUGAGGAGGGCGACAGCGGCGGGAGCAAAGGCACCAUUGAGAGCUCUGAGUGGGUUAUGGAGAGUACUGUAUAGGGGCUGGGAUGUACGGGAAGAAAGACGAUAUAAACCCCAUCAUGCAUGACUAUGAAUAUGUUUUUUAUUAUUGCUAUUCGCCUUGCCAUAUCCAGAACAGACGCAGCACUCAGGGGGUGAAUUCACAAAAUGGUUGCACCACUCUAGAUGCAGUAUUUCACACCAAAAACCUAUCAGAUCUUUCUAUUGUCCCUUGGUUUUUGCAUGCCUAAUUUCUAAGUAAAGUAGGCUCAUUCUAGCUUGCGCCUUAAGCCCAAAAUAUACUACGGUUUUUAUGCAUUCAUGAGGGUCAGCAUACAGUGCAGGAUACACAUUUUGUUACUUGUACUGUACAUGCACCAUCUGAUUUUUGUAACCACACUUACUUUGUACGCACAGGUCAUACAUGCACAUUGAAUUUGUUUUGCAGUAAUCAGUUGCUCCACAAGGUGGCAACACUGUUUCACAGUAGAAAACGAAACUAAAGAGACGGAACAAAAAGUCUGCAGCAACAAGAGAUGCUCACAUUGACAAGCGCUUGUGAGCGAGAGGGUAUGAGAUAUCACAGAUUUGGUUUAAAAGAGUUCAAAAAAUAUUCGUUAUCGGCCAUAACUUAUGGGGAAAAAUCAAGCAGACACUGGACAUGGAUGAAGCUUUCUAGAGCGCAUGUGUCGACCGCCUGCAUUCGCGCACAACAUCAAAGAGAGUAUACUUUGAAAGGCUACGCAUUCGACUGUGUGCUUACGCUAGCAUACACAUACAAAAAAUAAGUAUACUUUAAGGCUUUAAGGUCCUGACACAUUAACAUUGGGCUGUUGUUAAGUGUGAGUCAGCUUAGUUUUUGUAGUGUGUUGAACUGGUGUCCGUCCGCAUUGGCACCGUCAGUGAGAGACAGAACUCUGAUUGGCUGUUCAGCUUGGUGAAAAAGACUGCACAAGAAGAAAAAAAAACACAGAAAGUGAUCAAUGCGAGCAAAGAAGUCAAGACUAAAUUUAUCUCAUCUUACCUGUGCAUUUCAACAUGCUAAAAUGUUCAUAACAGCAUGAGCUGGAAUGAAGAAAGUGAUUAAUAUUAUUCAUAUUCAAAAUCGUAAGCAAGCACAGCUUUGUAUAUGGUUUGUAUAUAGGCAGUCCUAAUUUCGGUUUCCCUUUUUGAAUGACGAAUAUAUUCCAUUGAUACCUGCUGGUACAGACAGUUAUUUCCUUUCACGCAAACACAGACUGCACCUGCUAGUUGGCCAUUGGCUGUAGUCUUUGCGGUGUGUUCAAGCCCAAUAUUUUAGCCCAGACAAACACGACAGCCAGCUUUAGUUGCUGCUAGUUCUUUGACGUUGGUUUGGUGUGUCACGGCCUUUACAUGAUCUGCACAAAUCCUAAAUCUGUGCAGGCGAAGCGUCGGUGGUUGUGAUUCAUUCCUAGUGAAUCCCCCCCAGUCUGCUGUGCUGACUCAUUGGUGUGAGACGUGUGUGCGUGUGUGUGUGUGUGUGUGUGUGUGUGUGUGUCAUCUUUAUGUCUUAUUUGUGUCUGAAUCGGACAGGUUGGAAUGAAUGUGGGACAAACUCUUGUGCUACUGCGGUUUGUCAAAGCUGGUACGGGAACUGAAGCACAUAGACAGAGGAAAUUGUAGAAAAUUGCCAUGCCAGCAGUUUCCCUGAAGAGCAGCAUAAAGACUCUGUGAAUAUCUUCAUGUGCAACACUGUUUAUAUGUGUAAUGAAUUUAAAAAUUUAUAUAUUUUUUAUCUUGUUGGUCAAACCCUCCUCUUUCUUGAUGAAAGAGAAUUCCUGAACCUUCAUGGCAUUUAUCUCACUCCCUUCAACUUCUCGUUUACUUAUUUUUGAGAAAUCAUGUGUACGGUUUCAAUGAAUUCUCAGAUAUAUGAAGCCGGCUGUUUAUGUGUGAUGUUUUUCUAUAUUCCUGUAUUUACUAAGGUGAUGGAAAGACAUGAGACAUUAAUAAUGAAAAACGGCUGUGUGAAGUUAUCUUGAAAUGUGUCUAUUGUGUUGUUUUAAGUCUCUUAAUAAUAUAAACCAACUUUAUUUUGUGUGAUUUAAAACACAAGGCUAGUCCAGUCGUUCUCACAUAGGGGCCGGUGUCCAUUCGGGGGCCUCCACUAACUUUCAAGGGGGCGUGGGAUGAUGUAAAAAGUAUCGAAAU
Molecule: messenger RNA, 5033 nt
Organism: Onychostoma macrolepis
Lineage: Eukaryota; Metazoa; Chordata; Actinopteri; Cypriniformes; Cyprinidae
Gene: lrfn2b
Product: leucine rich repeat and fibronectin type III domain containing 2b
Exons: 6
Coding region: 555-2900 (781 amino acids)
Cellular component (GO): postsynaptic density membrane; cell surface
Molecular function (GO): protein binding
Source: RefSeq, a predicted model, not a curated record